AUGACCCUUAAAGUCUACAUAGACUUAUUCUCACAGCCUUCUAGGGCUUUAUACAUGUUUUUGAAACUGAACAACAUUCCUUUUGAAGAAGUUAAUGUUUCACUUCUCAAAGGUGAACAUAGACGGGAAGAGUUUAAAAAGAUUAAUCCUUUUCAGCGAGUACCAAUCAUCGACGAUAAUGGCUUUAUUCUUACAGAAAGUGUCUCCAUACUGAAGUAUCUAGCGAAGAAAUAUAAUGCACCCAGUCAUUGGUAUCCAGAAAAUGAUGUGGCAACGGUUGCCAGGAUUGAUGAGUAUAUGAACUGGCAACAUCUGAACACUAGGCAGAACAGUGCCCAACUAUUUUUCAACUUGAUGAUGCUUCCAAAAAUGACGCGCAAACCUAUAGACUGGGACCAAGUGAAAAUUCUUCGUAAAAAAGUUGUUGAGGUGGUGAAGCAUUUAGAUGAAUAUUUUCUGAUGGAUCAUUUGUACCUUUGUGGAAACGAAAUCACCUUGGCGGAUCUUCUUGGAGUUUGCGAACUAGUGCAGCUGUAUCCAGUUUGUGAAGAGGGGAUUUAUGAAAGCAACCCGAAAGUGAAAGCAUGGAUGGAUCGUGUUAAAACGAGGCUAGGGCAAUUGUUCAAUCAAGCGCAUGAACCUUUAUUUAGAAUGAGGGCUAGAUUUGACAGAAAUAUUAAUUCCAAAUUGUAA
Saccostrea echinata is the source of this 693-nucleotide messenger RNA. RefSeq names its product glutathione S-transferase theta-1-like. Gene Ontology annotation, cellular component: cytoplasm. The record is from RefSeq and is a predicted model, not a curated record. Gene Ontology annotation, molecular function: glutathione transferase activity. The transcript has 4 exons. Lineage: Eukaryota; Metazoa; Mollusca; Bivalvia; Ostreida; Ostreidae. The coding region runs from base 1 to 693 and encodes 230 amino acids. Gene Ontology annotation, biological process: glutathione metabolic process.